AUGAGCAGCGUUUUGCCUGCGGUAUAUUCAGCUUUGGGGGCUGAACCUCAUCAUUCUGAUAAGCGAUCGCUGGCAGCGCACAGGGACCUCAUCCAGAUUUUCGUAGUUAACGGCACCAAACGGUUUGUGGACCGUUUAGCAGUUUUAAAGACUCCAGGCCGCACAGGAGCGAGACCAGACUCUCACUCGGACAGCGGACAGAGUACUUCAGGGCACCCAGACCCAAAGUUGGCCAAACCAGCGAGACCACACCACUGCUCCCAUUGUGGAAAGAGUUUUAUUAAUUUAAGGAGCCUAAAAGUUCAUGAAAGAGUACACACAGGAGAAAAGCCUUUCCACUGCUCACAGUGUGGAAAGAGUUUUACUCAGUUAGGGAAUCUGAAAAUGCAUGAGAGAAUACACACAGGAGAGAAGCCUUUCCACUGCUCCCUGUGUGGAAAGAGUUUUACCCAGUUAGUUGCCGUGAAAACACAUGAGAGGACACACACAGGAGAGAAGCAUUUCCACUGCACCCUGUGUGGAAAGAGUUUUACCCGGAUAGGGUCCCUGAAAACACAUGAGCGAAUACACACAGGAGAGAAGCCUUUCCACUGCUCCCUGUGUGGAAAGAGUUUUACCCAGUUAGGGGCCCUGAAAACACAUGAGAGAACACACACUGGAGAGAAGAAUUUCCACUGCUCCCUGUGUAGAAAGAGUUUUACCCAGUUAGGGGCUCUGAAAAAACACGAGAGGACACAUACAAGAGAGAAGCAUUUCCACUGCUCCCUGUGUGAAAAGACUUUUACCCAGUUAGGGUCCAUGAAAACGCAUGAGAGGACACACACUGGAGAGAAGCUAUAUCACUGCUCCCAGUGUCAAAAUACUUUUUCCACAUUAAGGGACCUGAAAUCACAUGAAAGAACCCACUUAGUAGAGAGGCAGAGGCCGUUCCAAUGCUCUCAGUGUGGAAAGAGAUUCAUCCAGUCAUCACAUCUGAAAGAUCACACGACAACACACACAGGAGAAAAAACGUUCCAAUGCUCUCAGUGUGAAAAGGGUUUUACCAGGUUAAGCACACUAAAAACACAUAAGAGUACACACAGGAGAUCAGCAUUUCCAAUGCUCCCAGUGUGAAA
Molecule: messenger RNA, 1115 nt
Organism: Salvelinus namaycush (lake trout)
Lineage: Eukaryota; Metazoa; Chordata; Actinopteri; Salmoniformes; Salmonidae
Product: gastrula zinc finger protein XlCGF17.1-like
Exons: 2
Coding region: 1-1113 (370 amino acids)
Biological process (GO): central nervous system development; regulation of transcription by RNA polymerase II
Cellular component (GO): nucleus
Molecular function (GO): DNA-binding transcription factor activity, RNA polymerase II-specific; RNA polymerase II cis-regulatory region sequence-specific DNA binding
Source: RefSeq, a predicted model, not a curated record